Dovyalis caffra is the source of this 552-nucleotide messenger RNA. NCBI's taxonomy places the organism in Eukaryota, Viridiplantae, Streptophyta, Magnoliopsida, Malpighiales, Salicaceae. The record is from the annotation of a GenBank genome assembly.
AUGUGUAUGCGUGGGAGGGAGAGAGACAGCUCCAAUCCAUUUACAGCCAUGUAUAGUGUUAAGAGAUCGAGUAUAUCUUGGAUUAGAUAUCUAGACUUAAGCAAGCAAAUAUCUCUUCUAAUCAUGGAUGAUGACGAGGACCCUGUUGUGACUUGCCCUUCAGUUUCUUUGCAGGUUCUCCACCAUAUCCAACCCAGCUUUCAUUUCAUGCAAAACUGUUUCAAUCUUUCUCCAGAGGAAACUAUCCAAUUACUGCACCAUCUCAAUUCAUGUAUGACCAAAAUUGCAGAAGAGAAAGCUGCAAGGGAACGGGAGUUUUUAUCCCCAAGUCUUCACAGCCAAGAAGGAAACACAGACAAGGAAGAUACAGCCAAAAGUCCUAUAACAGGCAGCAUGAUAAUACAAGAGUGGUUUCUCAAGUAUCGUACAACAAUUGUUUCCAGUCAAAGAAAGGCUAAUUUAAGGCUAUACAUGUAUGCUUCUGAAGUGCAUGAUUCGAUAAUUUCUACUACUAAUCUUAUUGCCAACAAGGGCUUGAAGCAAGAUGUAUGA